CGAAUGUGGCGGCGGCAGUCGGCGGGCGGCCAGACACUGUGCCUGCGAACCCGAGGCCCCGGAGGUCGGGGCGCGCACGGCCGGACUGCCUCGCGGAGCCUUGGGAUGUGAGGAGGAGGGCGACAGCCGUGGCAGAAGCGGUGGCCGAGGUACGGUGGGGACGUCCCCUCGGGAGGCGGGUCUCCGACCCUCUUCCGGCGGCCCCUGCCCCUCCGCUCCGCUGUCUCGGAGAAAGAGGAGGCCGCAGGGUUCUCGGACGUGGAACCGGGGCGUCGUGACCCGCGUUCCCCUUCCCUCGGGUCUCUCUGUCGCGCUGAGUUCGGUGGCCAAAAGCUCAGGCUGCGGAGUCGACCCCCUCUGCUGAGCCGCCCGACCUGCGCUUUCCGCUGCUCCAGUUUUCUGCUAAGUGGGGACCCGCACCUCCCGCCUUGCGGACUUGUGUGACUUGUGAUGUGCAGAAGAUGGCCAAGGAAAGAUGCCUUAAAAAGUCCUUUCAAGAUAGUCUUGAAGACAUAAAGAAACGCAUGAAGGAGAAAAGGAGUAAAAACUUGGCAGAGAUUGGCAAACGGAAGUCUCUGAUAGCCGCGCCAGGCCAGAUCAUCACCAACACUUCUACACUGCUGAGAAACUACCAAGACAACAACAGAAUGUUAGUCUUAGCUUUGGAAAAUGAGAAGUGCAAAGUGAGAGAAGCCCAGGAUAUCAUCUUUCAGCUGAGGAGGGAGUGUUACUACCUCACGUGCGAGCUGUACACGUUGAGAGGAAAACUGACUUCACAAGGAGCGGAAGAACGUGCCCAGGACCAGAAAGUAUGUCCCUCUGGAAUGGACUGCAGUAGUGACACCAACUCCGGGGAUCUGCUUGUGGAGGAUUCACCGCAAGUUCCUCUUCAGGAAGCUGACUUUCCAGGACAAGGAGAAUCAUCCCAAAUAGAAGAGCAAAUACCUACUGUUUCCCAAGACAGACUGGGAUUUGAUUUGGAUUCAGGUGAAGAGAAGUCAGCUGACAGUGUCUUACCUAGAACUGUGUCUCUCCGUCGCAGUCUGAAGAAACCUGUUAAUAAUCUAUGUGAGUUCAGUAGCUUGGAUGAUUUUGGAAUCAGUCAUUUGUCAGAGCAGUCUUUUGAACUGAAAAGAAUUAGAUGUGUACACCCACCAGGAAACAUGCACAUACCUGAAAAUGUAGAACAGAAUGUUUAUCGAUGGAACAAGGAUCAAAUUAACUUACCAUCAAAGCAGAUUCACCCAGGACACUUUACUGAAACAAAAGAGGACAUUUUACAGGACAAAUCUGAACAAACUGAAAACAAGCACAGAGACGCACUAGGAGGAAAAAGAAAAGAGAGAAAAAAAGCUAACAGAAGGAGGAAAUCAAAACCUAUAUCAAAAUAUAAGGGGAGCAAAAGUGAAAAUAAAAAAAACGUUUCCAAAAAAAAGUUGGGUAAAUCUGUCACCUGCAAGGAUGCUUACAAUUUUAAUUUGGAAGAGGGUGUUCAUCUUACUCCUUUCCGACAAAAAACGAGCGAAGAUUCUAAAAGAGAAGAAAACAGCAAUGAAUCUGAAGCGAGCAUCUGUGAAUCCAGCAGCUCCGGUGAUGAUUCUGACGACCUCUAUUUGCCCACGUGCAGGAGCCGUCAGGAUCUCACCAGUGAGUCACAUAAGAGUCCAGUCACCCGGCCUCGAUCUAAAAGAGCACUGAAACAUAGCGGUGAGGAGGAGACAGCGGGCUCUGAGCCAACAAAAACUCCUAGUAGUGCACUACCUGAGACUCGCCGGUCACCUCAUUUUAGCCUGAAGGAUAUCACAAAUGUCCCCUUGUAUCCUGCAGUGAAAGCCAGAAAACUUUCUCUUUCUCCAAAAAAGAAUGUAGAAAGCCCACCAGUGUCUCUGCGCAAGCGCAGGUGCACAGCCAUUGUGAACUAUAAGGAACCCACGCUCGCCUCGAAACUGAGAAGAGGAGACCCUUUUACAGAUUUGUGUUUCCUGAAUUCGCCUAUUUUCAAGCAGAAAAGGGAUUCCAGACGCAGUUCAAAAAAAAAAAGUACGAAGCAGAUACAAUGAACCAUUUGUUGGAUGCUGUUUAAAUU
Camelus dromedarius (Arabian camel) is the source of this 2086-nucleotide messenger RNA. RefSeq names its product shugoshin 1 (gene SGO1). Gene Ontology annotation, cellular component: chromosome, centromeric region; nucleus. Lineage: Eukaryota; Metazoa; Chordata; Mammalia; Artiodactyla; Camelidae. The coding region runs from base 462 to 2060 and encodes 532 amino acids. The transcript has 8 exons. Gene Ontology annotation, biological process: meiotic chromosome segregation. The record is from RefSeq and is a predicted model, not a curated record.